GAUCUCGUCUUGACAGAUGAGGUGAAGGGCGUCAUUGCUGCAGUAGGCCGCAGAGAUCCCACCGCUGCCCUAGCAGCGCUAGGUCCCGAGGCGAAGGAACUCGUGGAAGCUCUGAAGAUUCGGGAGAUCAUCGCACCCGCAGGACUCGAGGCAAGUCCCUCCACCACAGCAGCUCCAGAAAAUGGUAUGUCUGCCCUCACGCAGAUUUUGCGCUCCAUUGAAUGCAUGCAGCGCUACAACGCGACGAGUGUCAGAC
Molecule: messenger RNA, 256 nt
Organism: Symbiodinium pilosum
Lineage: Eukaryota; Dinophyceae; Suessiales; Symbiodiniaceae
Source: the annotation of a GenBank genome assembly